AUGUCACAAGACCCAUUAACGAAAGUUCCCUUCGAGGAACCCUCAUGGCUCGUCGGCCUUCCAAACCCGCUCUACAAAGAAACGCACAUCAGAUUCCAAAAAGCAGCGCGAGCAUGGUUCGAAGAAAACUUUCUCCCAUACUGCAUGGAAUGGGAAAACGCUGGCGAACUCCCCAAAGACCUCUUCGACAAGUUCAACCAAUACAACAUGCUUCUACCCAAUCUCGCACCACCUCUUCCCGUCGAAUGGCUACACAAGAGCGGCGUUAAGGAUAUUCUGGGUACGCCUAUAGAAGAGUGGGAUUACAUUCACACUGCGAUCUGGGUUGAUGAGAUCCAUCGAAGUGGGUUGGCAGGACCGAGCUCGGGAUUGACUGCUGGGUUUGCGUAUGGUAUUCCUCCGAUCAUCAAGUACGGGUCGAGACAGCUGCAAGAGAGGUUUCUGCCGGACUUUUUGACCGGGAAGAAGAGGACAUGCAUUGCUAUUACGGAGCCUUCUGGAGGCAGUGAUGUUGCGAAUGUAGAGACUACUGCGGAGAAGUCGAAGGAUGGUAAACACUAUAUCCUCAACGGCACGAAGAAGUGGAUCACAAACGCUAUCUGGUCAGACUACACAACCAUGGCUGUGAGAACAGGCGGUGGUGGAGCUGCGGGUCUCAGUUUACUUGUGGUUCCGCUCAAGGUCGAAGGCGUCGAAAUGAGAAGAUUGCACUGCACUGGUUCGAAGACGGGCGGCACGACAUUCAUCGAACUGGAGGACGUCAAGGUACCUGUGGAGAACCUGAUUGGAGAGGAAGGACGCGGCAUGUUCUACGUGAUGAACAACUUCAACCACGAGCGUCUUUUGAUCGCUUUGGGCGUCGCUCGAACGUCCCGUGUAUGUCUUUCGACCGCCAUGGGCUACGUUAUGAAGCGAGAGGCGUUUGGCAAGCCUCUGGUGGAACAGCCUGUCGUUCGUCACAGACUGGCGAAGGCUGGUGCUGAGUUGGAGAUGCUGCAGGCUUGGCUGGAUCAGUUCUUGUGGCAGAUGGUGCAUUUGCCAAAGCAGGAUGCGGACAAGAGACUGGGUGGAUUGACGGCGCUGGUGAAGGCCAAGGCUGGUAUGGUGUUGAACGAGUGCGCGCAGAACGCUGUGUUGCUAUUCGGUGGAAAUGGCUUCACUCAAACUGGCCAGGGCGAGCUUGUCGAGCAUGUAUACCGCGAUGUGAUGGGCUCAAGAAUCCCAGGAGGUGCGGAGGACGUUAUGCUGGAUCUUUCGAUUCGACAACUUGUCAAGAACUAUCAAAGGGCUACGGAGGAGCUGGAGAAGAGUGACGGUAGCAAGUCCAGGUUGUAA
Messenger RNA from Zasmidium cellare ATCC 36951, 1335 nucleotides. RefSeq lists its product as uncharacterized. The record is from RefSeq and is a predicted model, not a curated record. Gene Ontology annotation, molecular function: oxidoreductase activity, acting on the CH-CH group of donors; flavin adenine dinucleotide binding. The transcript has 2 exons. Lineage: Eukaryota; Fungi; Ascomycota; Dothideomycetes; Mycosphaerellales; Mycosphaerellaceae. Bases 1 to 1335 code for a protein of 444 amino acids.